Messenger RNA from Leptosomus discolor (cuckoo roller), 451 nucleotides. NCBI's taxonomy places the organism in Eukaryota, Metazoa, Chordata, Aves, Leptosomiformes, Leptosomidae. The record is from RefSeq and is a predicted model, not a curated record.
AGGUACAACCUGACGGGAGGGGACGUCGGGCUGCUGCCGAACAACAGCCAGGCCUGUGCCCAGUUUCUGGAGCAGUACUUCCACCAGGCUGACGUGGCGGAGUUCAUGCAGCUCUUCGGCAGCAGCUUUGCCCACCGCUCUCAGGUCGACCGAGUGGUCGGGCACCAGGGCAAGGGCAAGGCAGGGCUGGAGGCCAGCCUGGACGUGGAGUACAUCAUGAGCACGGGCGCCAACAUCUCCACGUGGGUCUUCAGCAACGCAGGGAGGCACGAGAGCCAGGAGCCCUUCCUGGCCUGGCUGCUGCUGCUCAGCAACAUGUCGGCGCUGCCUGCGGUGCACUCGGUGAGCUACGGGGACGACGAGGACAGCCUGUCGCAGGCCUACAUGGGCCGUGUGAACGGGGAGUUCAUGAAGGCGGCCGCCCGGGGCUUGACCAUCCUCUUUGCCUCCG